AAAUUUUGACCCACAGAAAAGAUUUUUCACGAAGUUACCUGGCAAUGGCAUCUUAGAUCCAUGAACGAAAUCACUGGUGGACUUGGUCUAAGUUAGGAGUCCUUUUUCGUAGGAAAAGGGACAAAGAGCUUUCGCUUAGACUACUUUUUCUACUAUACAGUCAAUAAAGGUCUUACGUUAGUGCGUUCUUGUUUCCAGAUGACCAAUUCGGACAGAAGUUCUUAUAAUUCCUUCAAACCGCGUUUCCGCCCUCUAUGAUUUUGUGAUAUGCAUAGCAUAGUUAUAUAUGUAGUUCCAUUUUCCGUUGGUUUCUUGUUCUCAUUCCAAUUUUAAAACAUGGGUUCAUCGUCCCCUUACAUGUUCAUGUUCAUGUUCAUGUCCAUACAAGCUUGUUUUUGUGGUGGCAUCGAGGUAUAUGAAAGGUGCACGGUCAGCAAGGGAGAUUUGUUUUCCAGGAAUUCAUGUUCUGGCAGUUCUGCAAGAAAUGCUUAUGACAAGUCCCGCGAACCUGCAGUACUUUCUCAGCCAUCCUCGUCUAAACCAGCAUCACAGCACAUUGUUCCAUCACUUUCUCAGCCAACCUCGUCUCCACCAGCAUCACAACCCAUUGCUCCACCAGGAGUCCCAGAUUUUCCCAAAUCUCCGUCUCCAGCUCAGUUCAGUGCGCCAGCACCACAACCCAUUGGAUUUGGGCCAUCAAGAGAUUCAAGAAUCCGAGGUUUCGGUCUUCCCUCUCGAUUCCCAGAUCCAUAUUCUUCGAAGCUCCUGUGGCAGAAAAUUGCAAUUGCCAUUUCUGCAGCAGUGGCUGCGAUUGUAGUAACCUUUUGUUUGAUUAUCUAUUGCGUUAAGAGAAGGCACUUCUCAAGUAACGCAAUGGUCAAUAAAAGUGGUGCAAAAAAUUAUCAAGUCAUUGAUGAGGAAAUCAUGAGGAACUGCGGAUCAAUAGCCCCAAAGCGAUAUACAUAUUCAGAUGUGAAGAAAUUGACCAACUCAUUCAAAGAUAAAGUAGGACAAGGAGGAUACGGUGUUGUAUACAAAGGGAAGCUACCUGAUGGGCGUAUGGUGGCAGUGAAAAUCCUCAACAAGUCCAAAGGUAAUGGAGAAGAAUUUAUCAACGAAGUGGCUAGCAUUAGCAGAACAUCGCAUGUUAAUAUAGUCACUCUUCUAGGUUUUUGCUACGAGAGAAGUAAAAGAGCCCUGAUCUAUGAAUUCAUGCCUAAUGGAUCUCUUGAUAAGUUCAUAUAUGAUAAAGGAUCUCAAAUUACAAAUUGUCACUUGGAUAGCAAGACUAUGUUCCAAAUUGCGGUUGGCAUUGCUCGAGGACUAGAAUACUUGCACCGUGGUUGUAACACAAGGAUCCUACAUUUUGACAUAAAACCCCACAAUAUACUUUUGGAUGAAGAUUUGCGCCCAAAAAUAUCUGAUUUUGGCCUUGCUAAACGAUGCAAAACAAAGGAGAGCAUUGUGUUAUUGACGGGCAUGAGAGGGACUGCAGGAUUUAUUGCACCAGAAGUAUUUAGUCGGAACUUUGGUGGAGUCUCUCACAAGUCUGACGUUUACAGCUACGGAAUGUUGGUUCUUGAAAUGGUUGGAGGAAGAAAAAAUUUUGAUGGUGAACUCUCUCACACCAGUGAGAUAUAUUUUCCACAUUGGAUUUAUACGAAGCUUGAGCAGGACAAAGAUUCUACUACUUUUGGGGAAACAAUAGAAGAUGAGGUAGACGAGAUAACAAAAAAGAUGACAAUAGUUAGUUUGUGGUGCAUUCAGACCAAACCUUCAGAUAGGCCAUCAAUUGGUAAGGUGAUAGAGAUGUUAGAAGGAACCCUUCAAUCCUUACCAUUUCCACCAAAGCCUUUCUUGGAUUCACCUACGAGGUCACCUUAAGAUUCUUCUAUGACUUCAUAAUCAUAAAAAUCCAACAUAUAAAAUAGGUGCAACUGUAUCUAAAAUUGAAAGAAGAAUAGAUGAUCUCAUUGCUGUGUUUUGCUUGCGUACAUAGUUACAUAAUGUUGUAUAUAUCAAUUUUACAUUGAGACAAAUCGCACGUACGGAAUAUGGAGAAGAUUUCAUGAAAAAUGUCACACCAUAUCCUACUCGAUGUGGUGAUCAUAGACAUUUCUCUAGGCUUACAUGGGCGUUGGAUUAUUGUAUUGCAGUCUAACUUAUUGAUAUUUAGAGAUUGAUUGCAACAUGUUUUUUCUUGCAAUCGUUCAUCU
Molecule: messenger RNA, 2216 nt
Organism: Corylus avellana
Lineage: Eukaryota; Viridiplantae; Streptophyta; Magnoliopsida; Fagales; Betulaceae
Source: RefSeq, a predicted model, not a curated record